AAUCCCUAGUAUAAAAAAAACAAAACAGCCCACACAGGCAGACUCCACUACCAGUCUUCAGAGCAAGUGUGCGCAGAGUGAAAACAGGAACAUGUGUAGCCGAAUCGAACAUCCUGCUGGUGGCUACAAGAAGAUAUUUGAGACGGUGGAGGAGCUUGCUGAGCCAUUGCCAGCUGUGGUUACAGGGGUAAUUCCUCCCUGGUUAAAGGGCAGUCUGCUUAGGCUCGGGCCUGGUCUCUUCGAGAUCGGCGAGGAGCGGUUCUAUCAUCUGUUUGACGGACAGGCCCUGUUUCACAAGUUUGAUUUUAAAAAUGGAGCAGUCACCUACCACCGAAAAUUUGUCCGAACUGAUGCCUAUGUGAGAGCAAUGACUGAGAACAGGAUUGUCAUCACUGAGUUUGGCACCUUUGCUUUCCCUGACCCUUGCAAGAACAUCUUUUCCAGGUUUUUCUCCUAUUUUAAAGGUGUGGAAGUGACAGACAACGCGCUGGUCAAUGUGUAUCCUGUAGGGGAAGAUUUCUAUGCCUGCACAGAAACCAACUACAUUACAAAAGUCAACCCAGAGACAUUGGAAACAAUCUCAAAGGUGGAUCUGUGCAACUAUGUCUCCAUCAAUGGAGUGACUGCUCACCCCCACAUUGAGAGCGAUGGCACUGUGUAUAAUAUUGGAAACUGUUUUGGGAAAGGCUGUUCAAUUGCCUACAAUCUGGUCAAGAUCCCACCCACCCAGAAAGACAAAGUGGAUCCACUGGAGAGGAUGAAGGUGGUCGUGCAGUUUCCCUGCAGUGACAGAUUCAAGCCCUCUUAUGUGCACAGUUUUGGAAUGUCAGAAAACUAUUUUGUGCUUGUGGAGACGCCGGUGAAGAUCAACCUGCUGAAGUUUUUGUCUGCGUGGAGUAUUCGAGGAGCCAACUACAUGGACUGCUUUGAAUCCAAUGAAACAAUGGGGACAUGGUUUCAUAUUGCUACCAAGAAAAGUGGAGAAUAUCAAAACAUUAAGUUUCGAACUUCAGCCAUUAAUGUUUUUCAUCACAUCAACACAUAUGAAGAAGAUGGGUUCCUCGUUGUGGAUCUGUGCACUUGGAAAGGGUUUGAAUUUGUGUAUAAUUACCUGUACCUUGCAAACUUAAAAGAGAACUGGGACGAGGUGAAGAAGAAUGCCAUGAUGGCUCCUCAGCCAGAAGUCAGAAGAUACGUUCUUCCUCUGGAUGUUGACCGGGUUGAACAGGGCAAGAACCUAAUCUGCUUGCCCUACACAACAGCCACUGCCACCAUGUGGGCUGACGGGACCGUAUGGCUGGAGCCAGAAGUCCUUUUCUCUGGACCUCGACAAGCUUUUGAAUUCCCACAGAUCAACUAUAAGAAAUUUUCCAUGAAGAACUACACUUAUGCAUAUGCACUGGGGCUGAACCACUUUAUUCCAGAUAGGAUUUGCAAACUGAAUGUCAAGACCAAGGAGACCUGGGUAUGGCAGGAGCCGGACUCGUACCCCUCAGAGCCCAUUUUUGUGGCCACUCCUGAUGCUGUAGAUGAGGACGAUGGGGUCAUAUUGACAGUAGUAGUGACUCCUGGUGCUGGGCAGAGACCAGCAUACCUUCUGGUUCUGAAUGCCAAGGACCUGACUGAAGUGGCCCGGGCUGAAGUGGAAACCAUUAUUCCUGUCACAUUUCAUGGAAUGUAUAAGCCAUAGGAAGUCAAAGAAACACAGAAGCUACAUUGGCAAUCAUGUGAGCUGGCUCCAGUAGCCAAAAACAUGUUCAUGUGUUACUGCUUCCUCAUGAUUUAAAGCAGAUUGUAAAAUAUUUCUAGUCUGUUCAACUACAAUUGAACCUGCAUGUGAAAGUGGUGGCAUAAGCCUGAACUUAGGGGACAUACACUUCAGAGUAGAGGGGCACUAUAGCCUAUAGCAGUCUAUCGGACCGAUUUAAAAUGACAACGAGUUAAAUGAAACCAUGCAUGCUAGUUAGAAUGGACUGUUUUGUACUGUGCAUUUUUCUGACAUAUAGGUAUUGUAAGAAAGCUAAAGGAAAAUGCUUCAGUUAUACUGCUGCAUAUAAAAGUAUAUACUGUAUAUAUUUGUUUUUGAACAAAACAUUUUAAAUGACUUGCAUUAAAUUUUACUUUUUAGAAUUGCAGUAUAAAAACAGCUUAAAUGUACUCUGUCAUCUUGUUUUAUUCAUCUUCUCUUGCCUGCCAUAUGUCUCAGUUUUGUAAGCUUCUUCCCAGAGCUGUUCAAAGGUAUCCUGUAACCCAAGUUACAAUAUUUUAGGUUAAACAGCAUUCUUUGUAUAGUACGGUGAUGUAUUUACAUUGAAAAUGUAGUGUUAGUAAAAAUGUAGCUCUUGGAUGAAUGUUGACCAUUCCAGAAACGUAACGCAAAUCAGUCUGUUUCAAGUUACAGCUAAAUUAAAUUGUCUUUAAAUUAA
This is a messenger RNA of Polyodon spathula (Mississippi paddlefish), 2426 nucleotides long. Its product is annotated as retinoid isomerohydrolase-like. The record is from RefSeq and is a predicted model, not a curated record. Lineage: Eukaryota; Metazoa; Chordata; Actinopteri; Acipenseriformes; Polyodontidae. The coding region runs from base 92 to 1690 and encodes 532 amino acids. The transcript has 14 exons. Gene Ontology annotation, biological process: retinal metabolic process; zeaxanthin biosynthetic process. Gene Ontology annotation, molecular function: all-trans-retinyl-ester hydrolase, 11-cis retinol forming activity; beta-carotene 15,15'-dioxygenase activity; retinol isomerase activity.